Molecule: messenger RNA, 596 nt
Organism: Olea europaea var. sylvestris
Lineage: Eukaryota; Viridiplantae; Streptophyta; Magnoliopsida; Lamiales; Oleaceae
Exons: 3
Coding region: 1-345 (114 amino acids)
Biological process (GO): pectin metabolic process
Molecular function (GO): methyltransferase activity
Source: RefSeq, a predicted model, not a curated record
AUGAUAGGUUCAAGGAAUGGUGACAUCGCGGCUUUAAGUAGACUGGAUGGUAUAUUUUCAAGCUAUAAAAGCAUUAACCUUUACAUUAAUUGGUUACCAGCAAGGGUAUCGGCUGAUGGUUUAGUUAUAUUAUCUGGUUUUCCAGGUCAUCAAAGAGCUAAAGUGGCAGAGCUAUCGAAGUUUGGUCGCCCUGCUAAACUGCGAAGCUCGUCUUGGUGGAUAAGAUUUUUCAUUCAAACCAGCUUAGAAGAGAACGAAGCUGCUACUAAAAAGUUCGAGCAAGCAGCAGCCAAGAAGUCGUACAAGUCGACUUGCCAAGUUUUCCACCUCAAACCUUUGCAUUAAUUAUCCACUCAACAUAUAUAGCCUCUUUGUGAAAAUGAUGCAAAAGAGCAUCUUUAGUUCUUACAAGCUUUAAAUUAUAAAGGUGGACUUUUUUGUUUCCUUGAUUUAUUUUAACGAGACACAAGUAUUGUUUGAUUGAAAUUUUUGUUUGUACAAGUUAGCAUCCGCCAAAAUGUAUUUUUUUCAAAUAAGACACUUAAAAGUGGGGAAUUCACAUGUGAAAUUGAAGAAAAAGUUAGUACACAUUACCA